Messenger RNA from Entamoeba invadens IP1, 756 nucleotides. RefSeq lists its product as hypothetical. Gene Ontology annotation, biological process: signal transduction; regulation of GTPase activity. The transcript has 2 exons. NCBI's taxonomy places the organism in Eukaryota, Evosea, Mastigamoebida, Endamoebidae. The record is from RefSeq and is a predicted model, not a curated record. Gene Ontology annotation, cellular component: cytoplasm. Bases 1 to 756 code for a protein of 251 amino acids.
AUGUGGUACUCUGACAAGUCAGUGAGAAGGAGAAUGGUGCUUACAAAGAGUAAAGUAGCGCUGAUUAGUCAGAUCACAUUAGCAGCUCGUUUGUCGAUGUCUAUUUUGUCGACGUGUUCUUCUCCUCGUCUCGAACAGGAAGAACCUGUGAUUGGUGUGUCAUUACAUGAUUUGUGCCAACGCGAACAUUCACAGUCUCCGUUAGUUUACCGAUUAUUGAUACAACAUUUAACGGACAAUUGCGUGGAUAUCGAGGGGAUACUACGACUCUCAGGAGGCAGUGACGAUAUAGCCCAACUUGAAAAGGCAAUAACAAAGAGGUCCUUUUCAUUGCAAGAGUUAAAGGACUUUGACCCGCACGCGAUCACAUCGACGCUGAAGGGGCUUUUCAGAAGACUUCCAGUCCUUUUGAUUCCAAAAAGUGUGAAUGAUCGAAUCGAGCAGUUGCUUCGUCAAUCCACGCCAAACUUCAAAUUGGUGUUAUCGGUGUAUCAGGUCAUUGCAUUUUUAAAAGAGAAGUACCCGGAGCACUUUGAGGUGUUUAGGAUGUUGUGUCGGCUCUUUGCGGAAAUUGUUAACCGAUCUCCAACAAACAAAAUGGUUCUCCAAAAUGUAUUAACGUGUUUUGUUGAGUCGGUGCAGUGCUGCCCCGCUAUAUUUUCUUGUGCUCUCCAAAACCAAGGUCUAUUCUUCGACAGUUUUGUUUUUUAUUAUUCUUAUUAUCUCUUGUACCUUAUUGUUAAUAGUAUUGUAUGA